Rotaria sp. Silwood1 is the source of this 273-nucleotide messenger RNA. The record is from the annotation of a GenBank genome assembly. NCBI's taxonomy places the organism in Eukaryota, Metazoa, Rotifera, Eurotatoria, Philodinida, Philodinidae.
AUGAUUGAAGCACAAAUAAAUUAUAUAGCUGAAGCAUUUCUUUAUAUGAAUCAAAAUCAUAUACGAUCUAUUGAAAUAAAACAAGAUGUACAUGAAAAAUUUAAUGAAAAUUUACAAUUAAAACUAAAGAAAACAGUAUGGCAAAAAGGUGGUUGUCAUUCAUGGUAUCAAGAUGCUAAAGGUAAUAAUACUUCUUUAUGGCCUGAUUUUACAUGGAUUUAUAUAUUAUUAUUGAAAAAUUUUGAUUAUGAAAAUUAUAUUUGCCGAACAUGA